Messenger RNA from Daucus carota subsp. sativus, 2851 nucleotides. RefSeq names its product subtilisin-like protease SBT1.7. NCBI's taxonomy places the organism in Eukaryota, Viridiplantae, Streptophyta, Magnoliopsida, Apiales, Apiaceae. The record is from RefSeq and is a predicted model, not a curated record. The transcript has a single exon. The coding region runs from base 248 to 2536 and encodes 762 amino acids. Gene Ontology annotation, molecular function: serine-type endopeptidase activity. Gene Ontology annotation, biological process: proteolysis.
CGAAUUGAUAACUCUAAAAUUAAACACUUGUGUUUUCAAGUGAAUAAUUGUAAAGAAAACAACAAGCCAGCACCGCCCCCACUAGCCCUACUCUUACUAUCUCAUCAUUCAACUUUUGAUUCGUUUCCUGCCUUUACUUCCAGCCUGUUCCUAUCUACCUUAUAAUCUCAUCAUCCUUAUAUAAUUACACUACUUCACUCAUACUAUCCAUUCCUUUUCUUCUCUUCAUUACACAACCACAACAAAUAUGCCGAAGCUUAUGUUGAUGGUUGUGCUACUGGGUCUUUGCCACGUGUUAGUGGCAAAAAUGGGCAAGGAUGGAGAGAGGAAAAUUACUUAUAUAGUUCACAUGUCGAAAUCUGAAAUGCCGGUGCGUUUUAACGACCAUACUCACUGGUAUGACUCGUCGUUGAAGUCGGUUUCGGACUCGGCUGAAAUGCUCUACACUUACAACAAUGUGGCGCAUGGGUACUCCACCAGGUUGACGAAACAGGAGGCUGAGUCACUCGAGAAGCAACCAGGCAUUCUCGGGGUCAUGCCCGAAGUGAUAUAUGAACUCCACACCACUCGAACUCCCGAGUUUCUUGGGCUCGAUCAGAACGCUAAUUUGUUCCCCGAGUCCAAGACGGCUAGUGAGGUCGUUGUCGGAGUCUUCGACACUGGCGUCUGGCCAGAGAGCAAGAGUUUCGACGAUUCGGGACUUGGACCGAUCCCAAGCUCCUGGAAAGGCCUAUGCGAAACAGGCAACAAUUUUAAUGCGUCGAAUUGUAACCGAAAACUAAUCGGCGCGAGAUUUUUCUCCAAGGGCUACGUGGCUGCUCUAGGGCCGAUUGAUGAGUCCAAGGAGUCUAAUUCGCCGCGUGAUGAUGACGGUCACGGGACACACACCUCCACCACCGCAGCUGGAUCCGUCGUCCGUGACGCCAGCCUGUUAGGCUACGCGGCGGGAACAGCGCGUGGGAUGGCCUCAAGUGCGAGAGUAGCUGUAUACAAAGUAUGUUGGGAAGGAGGUUGUUUUAGCUCGGACAUAUUGAAAGGUAUGGACAUGGCUAUUGCGGAUAAUGUUAAUGUCAUGUCCUUGUCAUUAGGCGGUGGAACCUCCGAUUACUAUCGCGAUAAUAUCGCAAUCGGAGCCUUCGCCGCCAUGCAAAAGGGCAUUCUAGUUUCGUGCUCUGCAGGUAAUGCCGGACCUAGUUCCUUCAGUUUAUCAAAUGUUGCCCCUUGGAUAACCACUGUCGGUGCUGGAACAUUGGACCGGGAUUUCCCCGCCUUGGCGAGUUUAGGCAAUGGCCUAAACUACUCCGGUGUGUCGCUGUUCAAAGGCGAUUCAUUGCCGGAUAAGAUGGUUCCGUUUAUUUAUGCUGGUAAUGCUACUAUUGCAACUAAUGGUAAUCUUUGCAUGCCUGGUACUUUGAUACCUGACAAAAUAAAGGGUAAAAUUGUACUCUGUGAUCGCGGAGUAAAUGCUAGGGUUCAAAAGGGAUCUGUGGUGAAAUCAGCUGGUGGUGUUGGGAUGGUAUUGGCUAACGCCGCCUCUAACGGUGAUGAGCUGGUGGCUGAUGCGCAUUUACUACCCGCCACCGCUGUGACGGAAAAAACAGGAAAUUUGAUAAAAAAUUAUCUAUUUUCCGAAUCGAAUCCAACUGCAACAAUUCUUUUCCAGGGAACGAAAGUUGGGAUUGAGCCAUCACCUGUUGUCGCAGCAUUUAGCUCAAGAGGACCUAAUUCAAUUACGCCAGAGAUUCUGAAGCCUGACAUAAUUGCCCCUGGCGUGAACAUCUUAGCAGGUUGGGCUGGUUCAGUUGGGCCGACCGGACUUGCUGAGGAUACCAGGCACGUCGAGUUCAACAUUAUCUCGGGCACAUCGAUGUCGUGCCCGCACGUUAGUGGCCUGGCCGCGCUUCUCAAAGCCGCGCACCCGGACUGGAGCCCGGGUGCUAUACGCUCGGCUCUCAUGACCACAGCGUACAGUCAAUACAAAACAGGCAAACUAAUGGAAGACAUUGCCACCGGGAAACCAUCCACACCGUUCGAUCACGGUGCAGGACACGUGGAUCCUGUCUCCGCGCUCAAUCCCGGACUCGUUUAUGAUCUAACCGUUGACGAUUACGUCGACUUCUUAUGCGCGCUGAAAUACACAGCUUCCGAAAUCAAAUUAGUCACCAGAGGGAAUUUUACUUGUGACACAAGUAAGCAAUACAGUGUAAAUAAUCUGAAUUACCCCUCUUUUGCUGUUUCUUAUCAAACAGGAAGUGGUCCUAUUACUGAAGAGACGACUACGGUGAAGCAUACACGAACACUCACUAAUGUGGGCUUGCCAGGGACUUAUAAGGUGUCGGUGACUUCUCCAGGAAAGUCUGUUAAGGUAACCGUGGAACCCGAGAGUCUGAGCUUUGAUAAGGUGAAUCAGAAGAUGUCAUACACAGUUAGUUUCACGGCUAGUUCAAUGCCAUCGAAUACUAAUUUGUUUGGACGGAUUGAGUGGUCGGACGACAAGCACAUUGUGGGAAGUCCGGUUGCAGUUAGCUGGAUAUAAUUCUUUUUUUAAAGUUAAUUCUAGUUAAGUAAAAUGAUCGUAUUGAGUGCACAGGACUCCGGCAAUAACGAGUCUGUGGAAUGUUGAUCAUAAUUAAGUUUUUAUUUAUGGUUUAUGUGUAAACUAACCAGCUAAACUGAUGAUGGUUAGUAGUGUUAGUUUGACGCUUGGUGUGUGGGAGAAGGCCUUGAAACACCUGAAAAUGGGGGGCUGGAUCGAUCAUUGUAUAGUGUUGUAUUAUGAGUUAAUGACGCAUCAUAAUUGAUUUGGAAACAAGGGGAGCAAAAGCAUGAAAUUGAUGUUUAAUCUUUUCUA